AUGGAUUCUUCUUUCAAUACUUCUUCUGUCAGUUCAUUUUCUAUUUCCAUUAAUACUAAUCCUGCUUCUGUUUUACAGAUUGAAGAAAGAAAAGCAAGCUCUAGCAAAAGAUCCCCUAUUUUUAUGGGUUGUUGUGCAGAAGGCAAAGUGAUUCUUCCAUCUUUGCAAGAUCCACCACCUAUAUUAUAUGCACUUCUUACCAGUACUAAUGCAAGGGCUCGAAAUUUUCAUCAGAGAAUUCGAUCAUACAAUUCAGCUUUAGCUUUUACUUCAAUUGGAGCUAAUAUCGAUGAUAGUGUUACUAGUGUUGGAGGUGUUUAUAUGUUUCGAAUUCAUGGAAAGAUGUAUCACAAUAUUGGAUCUCUUCUUCUAGCACAACCUGGUGCAUCUCCACAUUUUGCACAAAUUUAUGUUUAUGAUACUGAGCACAAAUUACAAAACAGGAUGAAUGUAAUGCCUUCUUUAGAUGCUUCUGUACUUGCAGAUUUACAACAAAUGUUGGACCAAGUCAAUCCAUAUGUCACUGUUUUUAGACAGGUACGUAAUAAGUUGACACAGAAACCUGCUACAACACUUUCAAUGAUAAUUAGAGCAGAUAGAACAGCGGAUCUGCGACGAUAUAAUAUAUCAGCUGCCAAUGAAGUUGCAGCAAUUUUAGUGGGAAAUGAGCAUGAGACUGAGCCCUCACAUCGUGAUAUUGUACUUAGUCUUUGUAAUGGAACUUUGCAGAGAAUAUCAGAGUUGCAUAGAUCAUAUAUUCUUUUACAUUAUGUAUUGCUGUUUCCAAGAGGUGAAGAUGAUUCUAUGUGUGAUGAUAAUGAGAGUUCACAUAUUGCAAGACAUAGAUUUGUUACACUUAUGCAGUUCUACGCAUAUCGUUUGCAUGUGCGAAUAAAAGAAAGAUCUGGAUUACAUCUAGCAGAUUGUCUAUUUCAGCAAUAUAUUGUAAACACCUAUGCUGUUAUUGAGCAAAACUGGUUAAAUUUUUUAAAAUCCAACCAGAAAAAAAUUUGCACUGAGCUAUAUCAAGGUUUACAGGAUGUUUUUCAGACUGCAAAUGUGCAGCAAGGUGGAGAAAUAGGCCAACGAAUCGUUCUUCCUUCAACAUUUAUGGGAGGCCCUUGA
Cetraspora pellucida is the source of this 1125-nucleotide messenger RNA. NCBI's taxonomy places the organism in Eukaryota, Fungi, Glomeromycota, Glomeromycetes, Diversisporales, Gigasporaceae. The record is from the annotation of a GenBank genome assembly.